Molecule: messenger RNA, 5817 nt
Organism: Drosophila erecta
Lineage: Eukaryota; Metazoa; Arthropoda; Insecta; Diptera; Drosophilidae
Product: sodium-dependent neutral amino acid transporter B(0)AT3
Exons: 6
Coding region: 1786-3966 (726 amino acids)
Biological process (GO): sodium ion transmembrane transport
Cellular component (GO): membrane
Source: RefSeq, a predicted model, not a curated record
AGUAGUUUUUAAUAUUUUUUCUAUUAGUUUUCGUCACACUGGAUUGCAAUCACUGCUAGCACUAGUUCAUCGAUAACACUUUUUUGAAAAACUUGUUCGAUGAACGGAGUUGAUUUUCGAAAACUCACUAACGCCUUUUGCUAACGACACUCGAAUAGAAUGUUGCACUUUGCUAUAAAUUGAUCAAAUAUAUAGCUGGACAUAACUAAAAAAAAGAUACUUGGUGUAGAUAACAUUAUACAUAAUGGCUAAUUUGGUAAAAAAUUGGUUUAUUUUUCGCUGCUUGUUUCUCCCUCUUUUGUUUACCAUCUUCCCUCUCUCUUGGAUUCGCGUGCCGCGUGCCGCGUCUGCGCUGCUCUUUUCAUUUUGCUUCCUUGCUCUCCCGUCGUCGCCUCCCCCGUUAAUCGUUAUCCUUUUCGUCCUGCCAUUCGGCUAUUACGUCCUUUGCUGCUCAACAGUUUCCUGCCAACGUCCCGUUACGACACAGCGUUACGUUAUCCCAAUCAGAAUCACGGGAUAGCGAAAGGAGCGACGGAACCAACCUUUAAAUAGGCUUUAAUGCAACCACCUGCAACGGUUAAUCCAAGGAUAAUCGACAAAAAGCCCCCCGCGCCCAUCGCUCCCCUCUGUUUGACUCCCUGACUUCGCUGUUUGUUUAAGUGCGACUUCAAAUUUUCGCGAGUGUUUUUGCGUCGGUUAUAUAAGUGAGAUUUCGACGAGCAACAAAAAAAAAGGCAGUCCAAAAAGGAUAUAAUUCGCCAUUAAGAAGGGCACAAAAAAGUAAAGCUGCACGCCAAAGUUUACCAAAAUCAGUAUCCUUAGAGUAUCAUAUAGAGUAAUAUUGUAAGGUCUCCAUGGCAGCGAUGUAAAGUACUCCCAUCGCCCUGGGAAACACAGCCUACACUAAUUGCAGGUCGAAAAAGAAAGUGAAUUCCAUUAAGCUGCAUUAGUAAGUGGGCGGAAAGUGUUCAGGGGGCGGUGGGUGGGUGGUGGUAGGGAAGGACUCACUUGAUUGAUUUAUUGUGUGGACCCGUCACGCAAACCCCGCACAUGUCCCGCUAUGUGUGGGUUUUCCUUUUGCAUGAUUUGAUUGAUGGAAAGCACACGUUAAGAAAAUACCAACUAUUGAAAUUGAUUGUUAAUUUCAAUAGAAUUGUCAUUCUAUCUUUUCUUCUUUUAUCAACAUUUUGUGUAACUGUAUAGACUAUGUGAGGAACCCAUUAAGUAGCAUAUUUUCGUUGUAAACGGAUGCCUAAAAUCGUUUCAAAGUUUAAAUAAGUACAAAAAGAUAAACAAAGCUGUAAGCUUUUUUGGUUUUUAGAAAAGAUUUUAUGUAUAAGUUUCAAAAUUAUUAUUUUGCACUGAAUUCAUUUUCCAUACCAAUUUUUCGCUGUGCAUGCAUGCUAAAUACAAUUAUUAGUAAUACGUAUUCCACUAGAAAGAGCAGCCUGUGGCACUGCGAUGGCGUCUACUACUAAUGCACCGUUAUCACCUGCAAUUAAGCACUAACAAAAGCACCAAGCCAUAGAAAAAAACAAUAAAGACCAGAAAUAAGCGAUAAUGCGAUACAGCCACCUCAAAAAGUAUGCUACGAAAAAUGUCCAGUGAGUUGCUAGUUACCUGAACGCAACACUAGGUGGCGCUGAGGAAAGUGAAAUCAGAGGCAAAUUCGAGAAGCGGAAGCACGGACUUAGAGCACUAUUAGGCACCCACACACACCAGCACAGCACCCACUCGUACACCUAUAGUACCCUGUAAUAAAUCGAAUAAUAAUAAAACACAAUCAUGGCCAACACAGCUCAGCUAUUGCGUCGCCAAAGCUCCCGGGAUAUAGUCCUCAAAAGCCAGAAAAGCAUCGAUCAGCUGGAAUUGAGGGAACUCCGAGGUCGCCUGGUGUCAAAGGAGCAUGGCGUCAGCCACCACCACCACACAUCGCUGCACCACCAGCCGCUCUAUGGGGCCACCAACCAGGGCUUCAUGUCCGACGCCUUCGACGAGUCCUCGGAACUGGAGCAGGAUCCGCCGCCCUUCGGAUCCGAGGCGAGCACCUCGAAGGCCAAGGCCGAGCUGGUGGCCAUUGCAACUGCCUCUGCGGAUCAGCAGGACAUCGUCGAGGGCGAGAAGGAGGGCGAGGAGCGGGAGAGCUGGGACAGCAAAAUCAUGUUCUUGCUGGCCACCAUUGGCUAUGCCGUUGGCCUGGGCAAUGUGUGGCGCUUUCCGUAUUUGGCCCAGAAGAAUGGCGGCGGCGCCUUCCUGGUGCCCUACUUCAUAAUGCUGUGCAUCCAGGGCAUACCGAUCUUCUACCUGGAACUGGCAAUUGGCCAGCGACUGCGAAAAGGAGCCAUCGGCGUUUGGAGCCAGGUGUCGCCGUAUCUAGGCGGCAUCGGCAUCUCAUCGGCGGUGGUCAGCUAUAUAGUGGCCCUGUACUAUAACACCAUAAUCGCCUGGUGCCUGAUCUAUCUGCUGCACAGUUUCGAAACGCCAUUGCCCUGGGCGGACUGUCCGACGAGGCUGUAUAAGAACUUUACCUACGAUCACGAGCCGGAGUGUGUGGCCUCCUCGCCGACGCAGUUCUACUGGUAUCGCACCACACUGCAGUGCUCGGAGAGUGUGGAUCUGCCGGAGAACUUCAAUUACCACAUGGCCAUUGCGCUGAUCGUCUCCUGGUUUUUGGUCUACAUCUGCAUGGUCCAGGGCAUCACGUCAUCCGGCAAGAUUGUCUAUAUGACGGCCAUAUUCCCCUAUGUGGUGCUCAUAAUAUUUUUUUUUCGCGGCAUCACUCUGAAGGGCGCUGCAGAUGGGGUGGCACACUUGUUUACCCCGCGAUGGGAAACCCUCUUGGAUCCAGUUGUUUGGCUGGAGGCCGGCACCCAGAUCUUCUUCUCGCUGGGCCUGGCCUUUGGCGGUCUGAUUGCCUUCAGUUCGUACAAUCCGGCGAAUAAUAAUUGUUACAGGGACGCCAUACUCGUAUCGCUCACCAAUUGUGGCACCUCCAUGUUCGCCGGGGUGGUGGUCUUCUCAGUGAUCGGGUUCAAGGCCACGGCGACCUUUGAUCGCUGCACCGAGGAGCGGAAUGGGUUGAUGGCCCAGAACAAGACUCAGAACCUGCCCGUUUGUGAUCUGCAAACGGAACUGGCCAAUAGUGCUUCAGGAACAGGAUUGGCCUUCAUCAUCUUCACGGAGGCAAUCAAUCAGUUUCCGGGCGCUCAACUCUGGGCCGUCCUAUUUUUCCUGAUGCUCUUUACCCUGGGAAUCGACUCGCAAUUCGGGACUCUGGAGGGCGUGGUCACAUCCCUGGUGGACAUGAAGCUUUUCCCCAACCUGCCCAAGGAGUACAUUGUGGGGGCCCUCUGCUUUUCCUGCUGCACGAUUUCCAUGUGCUUUGCCAACGGAGCGGGCAGCUAUAUAUUUCAGCUGAUGGACAGUUUCGCAGGCAAUUUCCCGCUGCUGAUCAUUGCGCUUUUCGAGUGCCUCUCGAUCAGCUACAUUUACGGAGUACGCCGAUUCUCGGACGACAUUGAGAUGAUGACCGGAUCGCGGCCGAACUUCUAUUGGAUGUUCUGCUGGAAGUACCUAUCGCCCUGUGCCAUGGUCACCAUCCUGCUGGCCUCCUUUUAUCAACUGCUGACCGAGGGCAGUAGUUAUCCCGCCUGGAUCGCAUCCAAGGGAGCCACUGAGAGCAUGGAGUGGCCCCACUGGUGCAUCGUCGUUGCCUUCUUCCUGAUACUCUCAUCCAUUUUGUGGAUACCGAUUGUGGCGGUGCUGCGUUUGUGCGGCAUCAAGGUGGUGGAGGACUCGGAUCCCGCCUGGUUUCCCGAGGCGGAGCUGAGGGAAGUCCACGGCAUCGUGCCACAUGAGCCAACCGAGCUGGAGCGCAGCAUUUUCUGCUUCAACAUGGAUGGUACGGAGGGCAUGUGCUGCCCAAAGUACGGACUACCCGAAAAGUCGCUGGAAGAGGAGGAGUAGAUACAGAUAGGAGUAGGAUACCAGAACGAAAGUAGACAACGACGACAAUAAAACCAGAUGAAUUCUUGAGCGAACGCAAACCGAAAUAGAUACGGAUGCAAUAUAUAAUGAAUCUCGAUGUAAAUAUGGACAAUAAGUAAGCACUCACCGAUGUUAGGCGGCGUCGAUAUCAAAACACUCCUAUAUGGUCCCAAAGACUGUUUGAAGAUAUAACGAAGAUGAAACCAUGAAGAAGAAAAUAUAUAAUGCAAAGCAACCACAACAAGGAAAAUAGGAAAAUAGCAAUACUAUGUAGGUAAAACUCGACGCUGGAUGCGCGGUUUCAUUCAAGCAGAAAGCUAUAGAAAAAGUGCAUAAAAAAGGCCGAAAUCAAUGGAAAUAUUUCCGCAUAACUUCAUUAGCAUGUGGCCAUAUAUAUACACGUAUGUAUACACAUGCGCGAUUAUUGUUUUCCAUUGCCUUUCCUCUUUGGGUUUGUUUUUCGAAAUGGGCAGAGAGAGUGAGGAGUUGUUAUAUGGCCACCCUUAUAGGGUCUACAUAUCCGAUUUCGCUAUCGAAGAGAAAACGAACCAUUUGCCACAACACACAAUUUGCUGACUAUAUACGAUAUAUAUGAUAACUAUAUGCGAUAACUACGCUGUAUUCUAGACUUAACUGUUUAAUUUGACCAUAUCAUGCGACGGGGCAGCAGGGCACCACCUAUAAGAGAUAUAUGUUUAACUAUAAAGUAACUAUACCAAACACAUUCCAUUCUCUGUUGUGAUCAGCUCGGCUUUCUGUGUUUACUCUGCUCGUGUAGGCGGAAUCACGAAAUCAUAUCACUAUCACUAUCACCAUCACAUUCGAAACUAUGCUUAAAACUUGAAAGCCACUUUAAAGUCUCAGUGUUAUAGAUAAUUGAAGGGGAGAUGGAGAUAUGUAUAUUGGACAUGCGUUAUGUUUUCCUCUAAUCGAAUGUUAUACGAAUAAAAAUACUUGUUGGUAACCGUUAUCAUCGCCGGACUCCAUUGUACUUAUGGCCUAUAGGUAUAUCUGUAGUUAUACAUUUACAUUAAAAUGAACAUUAACAAAUCGCAAACGCAACCGUUCAAAUAGGUGGAAAAGCACUCUAUAGAGAUAUACAUAUACAUAUACAUAACUGGAGAAGGCAGCUUAAGGUUUAACGACUCAUUAAAGCAUUGAUUACUAUUAUUAUACAACUUAAGAAUUAUAUAUAUAUACAUAUGUUUAUCUGUUUUGAAAUGCAACUAAUGGGUGCGUGAAUUCGUUUUAAAGCAAAGUUCUGGACACUUCUGGGCACUUUUAAAAUGGAUCAAAAACCCUUUAAAAUAAAUUCACUCCUCCAUGUGGCAAUUGAUUGCACUGUAUUAUAAGUUAUACAUUUCUAUAUGGUAUAUUUAUACAUAUACAUCGAUAUAUUAUACACAUCUAUUUAGAUCGAAAGGAACACAUAUAUUAUACAUGUAUUAAAUGUUAUUGAUGUUGACAAUAAAGGAACCCCUACGAAACGAGUUUUAAACCAAAACGAACGAGAUGAGAUAUAUGGGCAAGCUUCUACUACCCCCAAAAAAAGAAUACACCGUUUGCAAAAAUCCAAAAGAAUAGUAAUAUAUAUACGAUAAAAAAUAAAAAUCAUAUUACCGAAAGAAAAUACGAUUAUUAUUACUGAAUUAUUAUACUUAUUUUCCCAGCUCCCAAUGGGUCUUGUAAUUGUUGUAAAAUUCUCUCAUUCGCAUUGAACACAUGAAACUAUGAAAUAGAUAAUUCAGCUUGUCAUUAUCAACUUAUGUUCAAUGAAGCAACUGAUAAGUAAUAACAAAAAUUGCAACUAAAUGACAAUAAAUAAACAAA